This is a messenger RNA of Protopolystoma xenopodis, 369 nucleotides long. The record is from the annotation of a GenBank genome assembly. Lineage: Eukaryota; Metazoa; Platyhelminthes; Monogenea; Polystomatidea; Polystomatidae.
UUGCCUUGUUCACUAUCUAUAUAUCCAAAUGACCUUUCCAUAAUACAUUAUGUUCUUGCUAUUUCGUUCAACAAAGACCCUACAAACUCAAUAGCUGAUUUCGACCCAAACCAACCAACUUCCCGAUCAAAUGGCAAACGAGAGGUGGUUGCCAGGCUAAAAGCAGAACUCAAUACCGGUGUUGCUAUCAUCGGGGAUGGCAUGACUGAUGCAAUGGCAUGCCCUCCUGCCGAUGUCUUCAUCGGAUUUGGUGGUAAUGCCGAUAGAAAUUCCGUGCGCCAGAGUACGCCAUACUUUUUUACCAGCAUAAUUGGCCUUGAAAUUUUUCUUGAAGAGAAUCGCGUAUUUAAAAUUCCUAACUUUGUCUAA